AUGUCCCUAGAGAGCACUACAUUCAUUGCUCACCUCUCUCCUUCCUCUGCAGAAUUUGCCUUCUGCCAGGUGGAUGCCUCCAUUGCUCUAGCUCUGGCCCUGGCUGUCCUGUGUGACCUGCUCCAGCAGUGGGACCAGCUGGCCCCUGCACUGCCCAUCCUGCUGGGAUGGCUGUUGGGAGAGGGUGAGGACCUUGUGGUCAGUGUGGAGACCAUGCAUCAGGUGGAAGAAGACUACCUGUUUGAAAAAGCAGAAGUCAACUUUUGGGCUGAGACUCUGAUCUUCGUGAAAUACCUCUGCAAGCACCUCUUCCAUCUCCUCUCCAAAUCUGGCUGGCGUCACCCCAGCCCUGAGAGGCUCUCUCACAUUCAAAAGACUGUGUCAAAGCAGUGCCACCUCCUUUCUCACCUCUUCAGAGAGCUUCCACCAGCCGCUGAGUUUUUGAAGACAGUGGAGUUCACAAGACUACGCAUCCAGGAGGAAAGGAUUUUGGCUUGUUUGAGGCUGCUAGCCUUUUUGGAAGGAAAAGAAGGAGAAGACACCCUAGUUCUCAGUGCUUCAGAUUCUCUCGCAGAAACCAGUUAACUAUUCCAAGAACAGAAACAGCAUGUUGAAGACAGAAGAUUUGGGGGGCUGGGGCAGGGGUGAGCGAAUUAUUCCUCCACUAAAGCUGCAGGAAACAUGUUGAACAUAAAUUUAAAAAAAUUUUCCCCUUCA
Molecule: messenger RNA, 717 nt
Organism: Galeopterus variegatus (Sunda flying lemur)
Lineage: Eukaryota; Metazoa; Chordata; Mammalia; Dermoptera; Cynocephalidae
Product: thyroid adenoma-associated protein-like
Exons: 2
Coding region: 1-585 (194 amino acids)
Biological process (GO): tRNA methylation
Cellular component (GO): cytosol
Source: RefSeq, a predicted model, not a curated record